AUGAAGAAGGAUGAUAUUCAUGAAAUUGUUUCGGUUGGUGGAUCAACAAGAAUUCCAAAAAUUCAACAAUUGUUAAAAGACUCUUUAAAUGGAAAAGAACCUUCUCGUGGCAUUAAUCCAGAUGAGGCUGUUGCUUUUGGUGUUGCUUAUGGUGUUGCUUAUGUGCAAGCUGGAGUAAUUUCUCGAGAAGAAGAAUCCGAAAUUGUUUUGCUCUCUACAGCGGCCGACAAUCAACCAACUGUGACAACUACUUUAAUCUAA
Messenger RNA from Meloidogyne enterolobii, 261 nucleotides. Lineage: Eukaryota; Metazoa; Nematoda; Chromadorea; Rhabditida; Meloidogynidae. The record is from the annotation of a GenBank genome assembly.